Molecule: messenger RNA, 705 nt
Organism: Limulus polyphemus (Atlantic horseshoe crab)
Lineage: Eukaryota; Metazoa; Arthropoda; Merostomata; Xiphosura; Limulidae
Product: inverted formin-2-like
Exons: 4
Biological process (GO): cellular component organization
Molecular function (GO): actin binding
Source: RefSeq, a predicted model, not a curated record
UUAAAGGAAGCUAUUAUAUUUAGAGAUUUUUUUGUGUGUGUCUCAGCUCUAGAUACCAACAAUGUGACUGUGAAGAAACAAGUGUUCGAACUGCUCUCCGCCCUCUGUGUGUACAGUCAGGAAGGAUAUCAUCGUUGCUUGGAAACGUUACAACAUUACAAGGAGCAGAAAAAUGAAAGGUACAGGUUCAAGUUGAUUGUUGAAGAACUGAAGAAUGCCAAAAAUGUGGAAUACCAGACGGCGCUGUUGGCGUUUGUAAACUGCGUGAUCAUCUCUGCUCCUUCUACGAAGAAGCGAAUCCGAAUAAGAAAUGAAUUUAUUGGUUUGAAACUUUUAGAAGCCAUCAGCCAAUUAAGGAGAGAAUGUUCAGAGAGUGGAGCCGAGUCAGACCUGAUGGUUCAGCUGGACGUAUUUGAUGAACAAAGGUACACGGAUGAAGGCCAGCUGACUGGACCAGAUGGAGUAGACCUCAACUCACACCUGGACGUUUUUUAUGCCAUCUUGAGACAGGUGAAAAAAAAAACCAAAAAUAAAGGAAAAAAAUACUUUCAAAUUCUUGUUUGAAGUGAAACAUAAAACACAGUUUAGCAAACUGACCAAGACACGAAACAUAAAACAUAGUUACGUUUAACAAACUGACCAAGACACGAAACAUAAAACAUAGUUACGUUUAACAAACUGACCAAGACACGAAACAUAAAACAU